This is a messenger RNA of Ctenocephalides felis (cat flea), 1361 nucleotides long. Its product is annotated as transcription activator MSS11-like. The transcript is spliced from 7 exons. Lineage: Eukaryota; Metazoa; Arthropoda; Insecta; Siphonaptera; Pulicidae. The record is from RefSeq and is a predicted model, not a curated record. Bases 417 to 1361 code for a protein of 314 amino acids.
ACUCUGCUUGCGCGUAGAAAUGUAAUUCGAUCAUGUAUAGCUAGCUCUCUCUUAACAGUUUAAAUGUCGUGUUCUGUCAUAUCCUUGUUGUAGAUAAAUGAAGUAAUAUUAAUUUAUUUGAGUAAAAUAAUAAGUCAUGUGCGCUCACCUAUUACUAUAUGCCGAAUUUCAAUGGAAUAACAAACUUCUCCGCGGGGGAAUACAUAAGCCUUCUCGUUCGUCAUACGUACCGUCGGGCAUGCAUUGUGUGUAGAGUAGACACAAAUUAUAGUGUCAUAUUGUGUUAACGUGUAUAUUGUGAUUUUAUAUAUUAUAUUCAGGCUGUAUUUAAAUAAUGACUAGUUAAAUGAAAGUUAAAAAAAAAUCAAAAUUGUGGUAUAUACGACAUGUGUUUUAGAUAGUAUUAACAACAGGAUAUGCGUGAGAAAAUGGAAGAAGUCAAACCAAAAGUGGAAUUUUUACCUAAUGAACAAAUCGUACAAUCAUCCGAGCAGAACAUUUCAAUCAUGACGUCGCAGAAUCAGCAAAAUCAACAAAAUACUCAACAGCAACAACAACCACAGGUUAUAACAUUACAACAGUUACAAAGCUUUUUGCCCGGCGGCUUGAAUCAAUUAGAGGCAUCCCAAGUCCAAGCUCAAGCACAAACUACACCAGUGAAAUCAUUUAUGACACCUCAGGGGCAACAAGUACUGCAGGUCCAAUCGAUGUCACCACAAUUCAUGCAGGGUGGCCAAAUAUUAUCUUCAGGAGCUCCUAAUCUAGCUUAUAGUGUAAUGCAGCCGAUACAAACUGUCACAGUAGACGGCCAAGAAGCAAUUUAUAUUCCCGUCUCAAUGGCCAAUGCAGCUCAGACGAUACAAAUAGGCGGUCAGCAAGCAUUAUUGACACCGGCGGGCCAAAUAAUUAGAACACCGCAAGGCACUGUGCUACCUGCGAAUUUGCUACAAGGAAUGACUGCCCAGACCGUUCAAUUACCGAAUGCUGCUUCUAACCCUGCAAUCAUAACAAUACCCGGCACCAACAUUCAGAUUCCGCUAAGCGGGUCUCAAGGAAUAGCUUUCCCAGGAGGUAAUAUUACGAUACCAGGUUUGAACACAUCAACUAACUCCGGACAACAGCAGCAACAGAAUAAUACUUCAGGAGGAGGAACUACAAUAACUAUACCUGGGACAAACAUUCAAAUCCAGAGUCCUGUACAACAAAAUUCGCAACAGAGUAACAAUAGUAGUACUGCCAAUAAAGACACUGCCAAAUUAGAAAGCUCAGGCCAAAAUGUUUCGGUGCGAUCUCCUAUGCCUCAAGUAGUGCAGUUCGCUAAUGCGAUGGCUGCCCAAACAAUACCGGUACAAGUUCCGUGA